This is a messenger RNA of Saccostrea cuccullata (small rock oyster), 7334 nucleotides long. Its product is annotated as cytoskeleton-associated protein 5-A-like. Gene Ontology annotation, molecular function: microtubule plus-end binding; microtubule plus end polymerase activity. Bases 137 to 6142 code for a protein of 2001 amino acids. Lineage: Eukaryota; Metazoa; Mollusca; Bivalvia; Ostreida; Ostreidae. The record is from RefSeq and is a predicted model, not a curated record. Gene Ontology annotation, biological process: centrosome duplication; establishment or maintenance of microtubule cytoskeleton polarity; microtubule polymerization. The transcript has 45 exons. Gene Ontology annotation, cellular component: kinetochore; spindle pole; microtubule plus-end.
GUCAUUUUCGUCCAAUCCAAUGGUGGAAAAUGUAGUUUUCAAAACUCGAGCAGUGCAUUAUUAGUAGUAUAUAAAAUUGACAAGACUUGAUAAGAUACUUAUUAGUUGAAGGUGUAAUCUUCAAUUACAAUCCAAAAUGGGGGAUGACAGUGAAUGGAUGAAGUUACCUACAGAUGAGAAAGUUCAGCACAAGGUGUGGAAAGCUCGUCUAGCAGGAUAUGAGGAAGCCUGUAAACUUUUUGGUUCUAUCGGCAACGAAAAGUCCCCCGAGUUUAACAAAUAUGCUGGUAUAAUGAAGAAAUUUGUAACAGAUACCAAUGCUGUUGCUCAGGAAAAAGCUCUGGAUGCUGUCAUAGCAUUUGUGGAGAAUGCUAAUGUAGCAGGAAGGGUCUGCCAAGAUAUUAUUCAGGGAGUGAUCACUAAGUGUUUCAAUGCCAGCAAGCAGAGAACAAAGGAAAAAGGAAUAGAAAUUGUCAUGUUGUACAUAGAAAUGGAAAAACAAGACAUAGUUCAGGAAUGCUUGAUAGAAGGAUUAGGCAACAAGCAGCCAAAAAUUGUGGUUGUCACCAUUCAGACACUGCGUAUGGCUCUCAGGGAUUUUGGAAAUAAGAUCAUGCCUAUCAAACCCCUCGUACCAAAGCUACCCAAACUGUUGGAAGACCGAGACAAGAAUGUAAGGGAGGAAGCCAAACUUCUCAUUAUAGAAAUGUACAGAUGGAUUAAACAAGCCAUCAAACCACAAAUGACCAACUUCAAUCCAAUACAGGUAGCUGAACUGGAAGCAGAGUUUGAGAAAAUUGGAAAUGAGAAGCCUCAACAGCAGAGAUUUCUACGUUCACAACAAGAUCUGAAGGCCAAGAUGGAGGAACAAGCACUAGCUGGGGGAGGGGGUGAUGAGGGAGAGGAGGAGGCAGAGGAUGAAGUGGAUGCCUAUGAACUGCUUUCAGCUGUUGAUAUUCUUGCCUUGCUUCCUAAAGAUUUUUAUGAUAAAAUUGAAUCCAAGAAAUGGCAGGAGAGAAAGGAAGCCUUGGAGGCCCUAGAGAAGUUGACCAGCAAUCCCAAACUGGAGGGAGGGGACUACGGUCAGCUUGUAAGGGCCCUACUCAAGGUGAUCAGCAAAGAUACCAAUGUAAUGCUGGUAGCACUAGGUGGGAAAUGUUUAGCUGGAAUUGCUAAUGGACUACGUAAAAAGUUUACGCCUUAUGGAGUCAAUACUGUGCAGUGUGUCCUCGAGAAAUUCAAGGAAAAGAAACAGAUGGUUGUGGUAGCCCUUAGAGAGUGUAUUGAUGCUGCCUUUCCAAGUAUAACAUUGGAUGCAGUACAAGAAGACAUUGUAGCAGCCCUAGACAAUAAGAAUCCCUCCAUCAAAGCAGAAACGGCCAGCUUCCUGGCAAGAUGUUUUGCCAAGAGUACGAUGAGCACACUGCCAAAGAAAUUACUCAAACUAUUCUGUACAAGUUUGAUGAAGACUGUAUCGGAUACUGCACCAGACGUCAGGGAGGCGUCAUUCCAGGCGCUGGGAACAGCAAUGAAGGUCGUGUCCGAGAAACACAUGAUGCCAUUUCUUGUGGAUGUGGAUAACAUUAAGAUGCAGAAGAUUAAGGAAUGUUGUGAUUCUGCUGUGUUGUUAAAUAUGAAGGGAGAACCGAGGUCGGGGCAGGCGGCCAGCAAACCAGCUGACAACCAGCCCAAACCAGUUCAGCGACCGGCCACAGCCCCAUCAGCAGCUGCAAAGGGGACAUCAUCUCGUCCUUCCACAGCACACCCUAGUGGUAAAAGUAAGGCUUCUUCAGGGCCCCCAAAGAAAGCAGCAGCUAAAGGGAAGGGGACAAAGAAAGGCCCAGCUGGAGGAGAUAAACAGGAAAUCACGGAGGCUGUACUGUCUGAUGAAGCUGUGGAUGAGAAAGCUGAGGACUUAUUUACUGCUGAUGUUCUUAAACAGCUUGUCAGUGCCAACUGGAAGGAGAGACUGGAGGGAAUUCAGAGAGUCACAGAUAUUGUGAAGGAAAAGAGUAAAGAAGAGUUAAAGACACAGGUGGUGGUGAGGACAGUCGCUAAAAAGCCUGGUCUUAAGGAUAAUAACUUUCAGGUGCUUAAAUGUAAGAUGGACUUGCUGGCACAUCUAGGAAAGAACACAGUGUUUACCAAAGUGUCGGCUGGGUACGUUCUCAGUGACCUUGUGGACAAGAUUGCGGACGUGAAGAAUGGAUCAGCUGUUCAGGAGGCCCUCAGUUGUAUAUCAGAGGCCUGUACUCUGGAGUUUGUAGGCAAAGAGGUCAUCACGAUGGCAUUUGAGCAGAAGAAUCCAAAGGUCCAGUCAGAAUCCCUCAACUGGCUGUCCACUGCCAUUAAGGAGUUCGGCCUAAAAGUGAAUGUAAAGUUGUUGAUUGAAAACAUCAAAAAAUCCUUUGCUCAUACAAAUCCAGUAGUGAGAUCAGCAGGGAUUGGGCUGUGUGGUGUUAUCUAUAUGUACAUGGGACAGAACUUCAGGAUCAUGUAUGACAAUGAGAAACCAGCUCUACUUAAAGAAUUAGAUGCUGAAAUAGAAAAGGUGAAAGGAGAGAAACCCCCUGCCCCAGUUCGAGGUCUUGCUGCUGGGGGAGAUGCUGAUGAAGAGGAUGAUGAUGCAGACCAAGAUGACAAAGAUGAUGAUAAGAUUGAUGACUCAUUGCCUAGGACUGAUAUCAGUGAGAGGAUAACUCCUGAGCUGGUUGACGAGAUGGCAGACAAGAACUGGAAGAUAAGAAAGGAGGCGUUGGAGAAAGUCGAGGCCAUUCUAAAGGAGGCGCCUUUUGUUGCCCCCAGUUUAGGCCCCCUACCGGAGGCUCUCAAACUGAGGCUGAAUGAUAACAACAAAAUACUGAUCGGUACCACCCUGGGAAUAUGUUCCUCCCUGGGUACAAAAUUGGGACCUCACUGUAAAGUCCACAUCAAAGUGAUGGGACCUGCCAUCAUUAGCUGCUUUGGAGAUAGCAAGCCUAACCUCAGAGCCUCUGCAGUGUCUACACUGAAUGUUUGGAUGGAGAACUGUAAUCUGAUACCACUGGUGGAGCAGGAGACUUUCAGUGAUGCACUCAAACUGGAAAACCCAAAUCUCAGGCAGGAGUUGCUUGGAUGGUUGAGUGAGAAACUACCCAAUCACAAACCACUUCCUGCUGAGUUUAAGUUAUGUAUACCUCACCUGCUGUCUUGCCUUGAGGAUAGAAAUGGAGAAGUCCGUAAAAAAGCUCAGGAUGCCAUUGUCCCCUUCAUGAUCCACACUGGAUAUGACUCUGUUUUCAGAGCUUGUUCAAAACUAAAGCCUGCAUCAAAAGAUCAGAUUAUGGCAAUUAUUGAGAAAGCCAAGGCUAAUCUGCCAGCCAAGCCAGUUAAGGCAAAGAAGGCCCCGGCCAAGGCUUCAUCGGCCGCAGUAGUGGUGGACGACUAUGAGGAGGAAGUUAAGGCCCCCAGCAGGCCCCUGUCUACAGCCUCCUCAGAGGGAGCUGCAGAGUCCAAACCAGAGACCAAGGCUAAGACAGUCAGAGGAAAGGCCAAGGCUGCUGCACCAGCUACUAGCAAGAAAAAGAAAACAGAGGAGGAUACCAGUCCUCCCAUGAAUCUAACAGUCCCUAAAGAAAAAAGAUUCAAGGAUGAAAAAAGUCUCAAGGUUCUGAAGUGGAACUUUAUUCAGCUGACUGGGGAGUAUGUAGAACAGCUGACCGUUCAGAUGGAGAAAAACUUCAGUAAGGGGAUGAUGGACAUGAUGUUUAAUGUGGACUUCAAACAACACACCAAGGCCAUAGAGAUUCUCAUCAAGAGCCUUGACACUCUAACUGAUGAGACAGUUGGUAACUUGGAUUUACUUCUGAAGUGGUUCACGGUGCGUUUUCUGGACACUAACCCCAGCAUGCUGAAUAAAGCCCUGGAGUAUCUGAGAAAGGUGUUUACAAUGCUGGUAGACAUGGACUACAGUCUACACGAGUACGAAGCCUGCUCCUUCAUACCUUAUCUUAUUAUCAAGGUUGGAGAUGCUAAAGAUAAUGUCAGAAAGGAUGUGCGUGGAAUUAUCAAAAUUCUAUACAAACUUUAUCCUGUCAGUAAAAUGUUCACCUUCUUAAUGGAUGGCAUCAAAUCCAAAAAUGCUAAGCAGAGGAUGGAAUGCAUAGAGGAGCUGGGGAACUUGAUAGAGUCCUAUGGUCUAUCAGUGUGUCAGCCAAGUCCUAAUGUGGCCUUAAAGAAUAUCACUGGUCAGAUAGGUGAUCGAGACAAUGGAGUGAGGAACGCAGCCCUGAACGCAGCAGUGCAGGCUUACAUGGUGGUGGGAGAGAACCAGUUCUAUAAACUAACAGGAAAUCUGAAUGACAAAGACCAGAGUCUCCUGGAUGAAAGAAUCAAGAGAUCACUGAAGAAUAAACCUGCACCAAAGGCAAAGGAGGAAGAGAGACCCAAGACAGCACCAACCCAGCCCCAGAGGUCGGCCUCUCAGACACAGAUUCAAAGACCAACCACUGCUUUACCAAAGUCUGCCUCCUCGACUUCAAUGAAGAAGACAUUCCUCCCUGAGUUUGAGUAUCAGAAGACUGAGAUGGAGAUGCCCAAGCUGUACCAGUAUGAUCUAGAUGAGCUAUUUAAACCACUGGAAAUGCCUAAAAUCAAUAGGGCUAGAGAUCCCUCUCCAAUGACACGAGUGAGUCCUGCGGACGCCUCAGCCACGAUAGGCGUGGUCAUCGCCCAGAUCACAAGUACAGAUGUCCUCACCUGUAUUCAGGCACUGGCCCAGAUCGAUGAAUUAUUGAAGGAUGAGGAACACGCACGUCUUCUAGGCGACCAUGUUGAUCAGCUGAUGCUGCACAUUUCUAUGCAGUUCAGGAUGACUCUAUCAACACACAUGAACAAUGAGGAUGUUCCUAAGGAGGAUGUUGUUAGACUAUAUAGAUGUUUGCUAGGAACACUCCUGGCUCUUACUCAGAAUCCUUUCCUGGCCACAAAGACAUCGAAGGAAAUCCUGAAGGACCUGUUUAACAGCCUGAUAACAUUGUUACUGGACCAGCGUCUGAGUCUCCUCAAUGACGGCCCCCAGGUGGUCAGGUCCGUUAACGUGAUGAUCGUAAAACUGAUGGAGAAAUCCGACUACACCAACACAAUGUGUGCCCUCAUCAAGUCAUUACAGGACUGUGUGGCCACUGAAACCUUCUCUCCCAAGUUCUCAGAACUUGUCAUGAAGUGUAUUUGGAAGAUGAUUAAAAUGAUUCCAGAGAUUAUCAAUGAUCUGGCAGUUGACAGGAUCCUUCUAGAAACUCACCUAUUCCUUAGAAACUUCCCAACCAGUACAUGGAAGAGCAGACCUAGUGAUUUACCUCUUAUUAAAACAGUCCAUGCUUUAUGUGCUUUUUUGAAGGAUGGUUACAUACUUCCCAUAAUUCACAUUAGUAUUCUUGGACAAUUGAAUUUAAUAGAUGCCUCUGAAAAUUCAGAAGUCAAAAUGUUUUUACAAAAAAGUUUGAAAAAGGAUCCAAACUCGAGGAAUGAAAUGAAUGGUACAUCAGAUGACACAGACUCAGGCAAGAGCCAUCAGAAACCAAAGAAACUGAACAAGAGUACACAUGAUAUGUUGGCAGAGAUCUUUAAGAAAAUAGGAUCUAAGGAGAACACGAUAGAGGGACUAAAUAACCUGUAUGACUUUAAGAAGAAGCACCCUGAGGCAGACUUGGACCCAUUCCUGAAGAUGUCCUCUCAGUACUUUCAGAAUUAUUACCGUCUAGCUAAUGAACCUGCAUUCUCAUGCAUAUUAGUUCAAUUAGGCAUUGGGCCAACUGUACCUUCUGCAAUAUCGGCACCUUCAGCAUCCUCUGAUGAUGGCUUGGAUGUCAAUUUCUACCUCGAUAAGUUAAGGACAAUUCGUGCCAAAUGUGGACUCGAGAACACAGAUCCAUCUAAACAAGAGAAUGUAAUGUCUAAGAAAGAAGACAAACCAGAAAAAGCUGAAAAAAUAGCACUAGAAGAAAAAAAUGAAACAGUUGAGAUAAGUGUUAAGCCAGUCCUGUCAUCAUCAGAGAAUCGUGAGAACAAUCCCCAGGCCGCUAGUGCCCCCUCGGCGCCCUCAGCAGAUGUGUCAGAACUCAAACAGAGGCUAGAACGCAUCAAAAAGCUAGCCAAAAGCUGAAACACCAAUCAAAACUCAAAUGUGUUCAUUUCAAGUUAUGAUCAGGCUGUUCUUUUGGUGAUACCUGAGUACAUUGUAUCUGAGCUGUGGAGAAACCAUGUGGAAAGGCUGAGAUAGAGAGGAUCCAGUCUACUCAUUUUGACACAACUUGUGAACAGCUUUCAUCCAUAAGUGCUUUAUUCAUGCCAACCUUAAAGUAUUAAGAUAUUUAUGGUGUUUUGUGCAAAUGAUUUUUUUGCCAAUUAUUAUGUAUAUUAUGUUAAUGUGAUUGUUGAACAUCAAAAUAUUUUAAUAGCUGAGUGUAGUGACUCUGAAAGCAAGCUUAACUUGUGUCACCAAAGGAGCAAAGCAGGAAAUGCACUCUUUAUCAAUGGAGCUCUGAAUGCAAUGAAUGUAUAACCUUAAACCCACUUUAAUGUUUCAAAACAGUCAGUACUGUUGGUAUUUGAUUUAAACUGUGAUAGAUAAUGCCCUUGAUACGUGUACAUGUAUGAAUGGUUUUGAUCUAAUUUAAGUGAAAACCAAGCCUCAUAAUGAAACCUUUAAUGUGUAUUUUCUCCCCUUAAUCUCCAACUGUAAGUAUAUUAUAAAAGCAAGAGAGACUGAGUGAGAUUGUUUUGUAAAUUAACAAACAGUUAAGGUAUGUAUUGAAGUCUUGUUCCUCCUUGGUUUUAUGCAUUUUCUUGUUUUAAAGAAUAUGCAGUUUGCUUUAUUUUAGACAACAUUUUAAAAUGUCAUAUCCUACAAAAGUGAAUGAGUGCACUUAAUUUCAAGUUAAACAUUGAAAUUUAGUCAUAUUUUGUAUUAAAUUAUUCUAGCUUAUAAAAAUGUUUAUUGUAAUGGCUAAAAUGUUGGAAGCUAUUGAAGUCUUUUUUUUUUGUUAAAAUGUGAUACUUGUACUUUCUCACAAUUUCUAUUCUGUCCUUAGCUUUCACUUUCUCUCUGCCCUUACAAGUUAACAUGUCAGAGAACCAAAUUACUGCCCUAAAAUGUCAGGGAACCAGAUUACUGCCCUGAUAUGUCAGGGAACCAGAUUACUGCCCUAACAUGUCAGGGAACUGUGCUUGGUGAUAUGUGUUGUGCUUCCUUGUUUAUGCCUUGUUAUCUGUCUGAUAACAAUUUUAUUUAGUUCAGUGUAAACAUUUGGGUAUCCAUGUUCAAAUUAAUACAAAAAAUAAAUGGUAAAGUGUGA